This is a messenger RNA of Cavenderia fasciculata, 3354 nucleotides long. It is a transcript of the gene gacGG, whose product is annotated as regulator of chromosome condensation domain-containing protein. The transcript has 5 exons. The record is from RefSeq and is a predicted model, not a curated record. Lineage: Eukaryota; Evosea; Eumycetozoa; Acytosteliales; Cavenderiaceae. Bases 1 to 3354 code for a protein of 1117 amino acids. Gene Ontology annotation, biological process: signal transduction.
AUGAUCCCUGUUGUUGCCUCUAAUGGCAACCAUUCUCCAAAAUUGAAUAAUAUAGGUCAAUCAUAUCAUCAUCAUCAUCAUCAUCAUACAACAAAUAAUAUUGGAGGAGGAGUAUUAUAUCUUUGGGGAGAAAAGUAUACAACCAAACCAUCAUUUUGUUCAUCGAUUCCCAAUAUUCAAUCUAUUCAUUGUGGUUUUAAUCACACACUUGUUCUUACUGAACAAGGUCAAGUAUAUUCAUUUGGUGACAAUAGAAAUCAACAACUUGGUCUAUCCAAUGAAUCUAUUCUUGAACAAUUCAAUCAAAAUGCAAUAUCAUCAUCAUCUUGUGGUGCAUCAUCAUCCCCUUCAUCACUAUCAAGUCUAUCACUAUCCUCUUCUACUUCAUUUAGAUCAUCGAUGAAUCUAAGAAACUCAAAUACCAAUUCAUCGUCUCCAUUUGCUCAUUCUUCCAUUCCACUAUUGAUCAGUGGUGUAUUUAAUGGUCUAAAGGUUAAAAUGGUUGCUUCAGGUGGUUGUUUUUCAGCUGCUGUAUUGGAAAAUGGUUUACUCUAUACUUGGGGAACAUUAGAUGAUAUUGGUAAAUCAACAACUAUUCUACCAACCAAAGUAGAUUUAAUUAAAGGAGUUACAAGUGUAUCUGUUGGACUUAAUCAUAUAGCAGUGGUAGCAGAGAGUAAUACACCUACUGAAAAGAGAGCAGUUUAUACUUGGGGUAGCAACAAGAGAGGUCAACUUGGUGUUUUGGGUGAUUCUAUUACCAAUGCACCAAGAAAGGUUACGCUGGGUGCAAAGGCACUGUCAGUGUGUUGUGGUGAAGAAUUUACUGCUGCCAUUGUCGAAGGAAAUGAAGUAUUUGUAUGGGGAAACAACAAAGGCAGACAAAUCUGUCCAAACAACACUGAUGAAACCAUUUCAAUUCCAGUCAAACCAUUCCUUGGUCGUGACAUUGUCGAGUUGUCAUGCUCGCGAAACUACAUUGUCGCAAGAACAGGUGCAGGUAAUCUCUAUUGUUGGGGCAACAAUGAGAGUGUCUGUCGAAUUGCAGACUCUUCUACAAUGGUACAGUUUCCACAAAAAAUCAAACAAAUAUCGGCAGGUGUAUCACAUGUAUUGGCACUCUCUGAAAAGGGUGAAGUAUAUACAUGGGGACAAGGUGAAGAUGGACAAUUGGGUGGAGGCGAUGUUCACAAGAAGAGUAUGACCACCAACUUUAAGAAAAUAUCUCAUCUCGAAAAUCGUCAGGUGCUCUAUGUGGUGGCUUGGGGAAGAUGUAGUGGUGCAGUUGUCGAACCUGGCAACUCUAGAGUAGAAGUAGCCGAAACAAUGAGAAGAGCAGAGAACAACAAGUCAAUAGCACCACUCUACGUACGACGAUUGACACACUUUAUUAGAGGUGACUCGAGCAAGUUGGAGGGUAUUUUUAGACUUUCUGGCUCCAAGGCCAGAGUCGACGAAUUAGAGAGACGUCUUGAAAGCAAUGAAGAAUUUUCAAUGUCAAAGUACGAGGCAUUUGAUGCUGCCGAUGUACUCAAACGUUAUUUCAAGAACCUACCAGAACCACUUCUCGUUCAAAGUCUUUGUAAUCAAUACGAAAAAGAUAUUCUCAAUUGCAGCGAUCUCAAUCUACAAAAGCGUUUGGUCAUGGAGUGGAUAUCUCAACUACCUCGGGAAAAUAGAGAGUUGCUCAUCUAUCUAUUGUCAUUUUUGGAUGAAAUCGUUCACACUCAACUCGAACACCAAAAAGCAAAUGCAAUGGCUUCAAAGAAUUUAGCACUUGUCUUUGCACCAAACCUAUUGACCAAGGGUGAAAUUGGAAACGAUGAAAUCAUUGAAAUAAUGAUCAACAUGUUUAAUGAAAUCAUUGGUGCACAUUCAUCACUAGAGACUAGUAUCAUCAUUGAUCAUAUUCAAGAUGGUAUUAAAGGUGCAAGAAAGAUACCAUACACUAUCGAUCUUUGGAAGCGUUGUAAAAAUACACGUGAAUCUGCAACCAAAGCUUUCCUAGAGCCACAAGUAUUGAUUGAAAUUGUCGAUCAAAUUGUUUUAGAUUUAACUUUGGCCUCUAAUAUGCAAUCACCUCUUUCGCUAAGCAAUAACAUUAUAAAUAGUAAUAGUAAAUCAACUUCAUCACUUCUCAAUACAGUAUCACCAUUACAAUCACCAAAACACAGAUCCACCUCUAUUAGUAUUGUAAAUCCAACCAAUAACAACGGCGCUACCAACAACAAUGCCUUUAACAAAAAUAUUGUCAAUCCAAUCUUUUUUGGAUCUCUAUCUAGUCCAACAUUAUCUAGUAGUAUAAGUAAUCUCCCUUUACCAGGAGCUCUAUCUUCUUCCUCCUCUUCUAUUCCUCCCAAUAGUACUUUGGCAGAAUAUAGAGAUGUACUUUUAUUAUUCCUUUCACCAAUCCUUCAACCAACCAACAUUCUCAAGGUUUUGCCUUCAAUGUCACAAAUUCAAGAUGUAAAUAAUUUAUUCAUUCAACUAUUGUUGUUAAACAAACUUGUAAAAACAUUAAACUAUGAUAUCUAUCAAAAAGUUUUAAAUGAAAUCAAUAAUAUUAAAACAAUAGAUUCAACAACUACUUUUCAAGAUUCAAUCAUUGAAACUUGUAAUUCAUUUAUUCAUUUGACUUCUGAAAUAUUAUUAAUUGAAACAAAUCAAAAUAUUUGGAAAGGUAUAACAAAUAAUUCAAAGAUUUAUUUAUCAAAUAUAAUGGAAUAUUUUAAUUGGUGGAAUAAUUAUUUACAAAAAUCAAUGAGUGAUUUGGAGGAUAAGAUACUUAGAUCAAAGAAAGAUUUUGACAAGGUUGAAAACGAAAAGAUGAAAAAUGAAAAGUUGUUGGCUACAAAUAGUAAAGCUCAAUCCUCUUUUACAACUACACAAACAACAACAACGACAACAACAAUCAAUGUAGAUGAAUUAAAGAAUGAAUUUGAAAGAUGGACAUUGAUGAACCAAUCCAAAACGAUUGCAGAAAAGACUGAAAACUUUAAAAUACAAAUGGAAAAAUUGGAAUGGGAAAAACAAGUUUUACAAUUGGAAUGCAACAAGUUUAAACCACAUUUCAACUCUGUCAAGGAUUUUGUUGAUAGCAGUAUAAAGUCAUUCGAUCAAUAUCUAGACCACCUUGAACAACAAAAACAACAGUGUCAAUUAACCUUUUCACAAUAUUGUGGAUCAUUCUUUGAUACUAUAUUUAAAUUCCAAAAUGAUCAACCCGAUAAUAUUUCAAACAAACUCUCUGAAACUAUUCACGCUCUUUCUCGAGAAUGGAAUUCUCAUCCACACCAUUUAGUUUCUUUGGAAAUUGAAACUAAAUUAAAUUCAAUUAAAAAACAAUUAAAAUAA